AUGACUGACUGCCCCGUGUCUGCCUGCGUCUGCCAAGCGCUCGACGCUGCACAGGUGCGGGCAGCGAGUGGCAUGGAGCUCCCUGAGGUGGAGGACAACGCGGAGUUCCUGGAGCGGCUGAUGGAGGUGACCUCGCACCGCCUGCCCCAGCUGGAGCUGCAGGAGCAAUACACUGUCAUCAAGGAGCUGGGCAGGGGCACCUACGGCAACGUGCUGCUGGCAGAGCACCGGGAGCGAGGCACAGCCCUGGUGUUGAAGGUGAUGCCGAAGGAGAGGACGGAGCGGCGGGCGUUCCUGCGGGAGUACUGCAUUGCGCUCUGCCUGUCUGCCCACGCCGGAUUCCUGCACACUCUGCCCAUCGCCUUCGAGAGCCCCACCCACUUUGCCUUUGCCCAGGAACUCGCGCCCGCUGGGGACCUGUGUGCCAUCGUGCAUGACGGGGAGGGUCUCCCAGAGGCCCAGGUGAAGCGCUGUGCAGCCCAACUGGCUGAGGCCCUGGACUUCAUGCACGGCAAAGCCCUGGUGCACCGGGACAUCAAGCUGGACAACGUGCUGCUCUUUGACUGCGAGUGCCGGCGCGUGAAGCUGGGCGACUUCGGGCUGACGCGGUUGGAGGGCACGCCCGUCUGCGCCAUGUCGGGCACUCUGCCCUACGCACCGCCCGAGCUCUGCCUGCUUGAGGCCUCGGAGACGCUGGAGCUGGAUGCCAGCCUGGACGUGUGGGCCUUCGGGGUGCUGCUCUUCUGCCUUGGCACCGGCUGCUUCCCCUGGGACGUGGCUGUCAGCCCCGACCCCCAGUUUGAGGAGUUCGGCGCCUGGCAGAACAGCACGGUGCCGGGGGAGGCGCCGGCGCCCUGGAGGGCUUUCAGCACCACCGCCCAGGAGAUGUUCCGGCGGCUGCUGACCCUCGACCCCAACCGCCGCAGCCCAGCCAUCGAGGUGCACAAAUACCUGCCCCUGGUCUGGCUGGCAAGCAGCCUCCGGGAGCUGGGGGCCAGGGGACUGGGGGCCAAGGGCACAGCCAGAGCCUGGCCGGAGAGCAGCACAGUCAGGAACAGCCCCGAAGCAGCCCAGGUGCUGCCUGCAGCCCAGCCCCCGCAACUGAGAGCUCUGCCCAGGCUGGGGGAGGCAGGCCCCAGUCCAAAUUGGGAAAAGAGGACAGGGACUAGCGGGGAGGGGGCAGAGAAGAGCUACAAGAAGGACUUGGGGGCUGGGAACCUGCUGGGCAGGGAGAGGCUGAAGGAGCUCAGUGGAUUCAGUGUCUCCACCCAGAGGAGGGUCCCAUGA
This is a messenger RNA of Dermochelys coriacea (leatherback sea turtle), 1287 nucleotides long. It is a transcript of the gene SBK3, whose product is annotated as SH3 domain binding kinase family member 3. The transcript is spliced from 5 exons. Lineage: Eukaryota; Metazoa; Chordata; Testudines; Dermochelyidae. Gene Ontology annotation, biological process: peptidyl-serine phosphorylation; peptidyl-threonine phosphorylation. The record is from RefSeq and is a predicted model, not a curated record. Gene Ontology annotation, molecular function: ATP binding; protein serine/threonine kinase activity. The coding region runs from base 1 to 1287 and encodes 428 amino acids.